Vanrija pseudolonga is the source of this 2004-nucleotide messenger RNA. RefSeq lists its product as uncharacterized. The transcript has 4 exons. The record is from RefSeq and is a predicted model, not a curated record. Lineage: Eukaryota; Fungi; Basidiomycota; Tremellomycetes; Trichosporonales; Trichosporonaceae. Bases 47 to 1957 code for a protein of 636 amino acids.
UGGAGAUUCACUUGCUCGUCUUGGUCGCCCAGGACUGGGAGAACGAAUGUUCCAGAGUGAGGAAGGCGUCCAGCUCAGUGCCAUUUCGGGAUCGCCGUCCGACAGUCUGGAUGAGCAGCGUCGCCACGCGGAUGCCAAUCGCUUAUCGGACAUCUCCACGAACUCAAGCCAAGACUCUCCCGCCUCGCCCACUGAAGUCUUUGGCAGCACCUUUGAGAAGCAGUCCUCCAGAGCCUUCUCACUCAAGGCUCGCCCUCUGUCCGAAGCCAGUACAGCGUCAGACGAUGUCGAUGGCGCGAAUGAUACCCUCGACGAGAUCCGAGUGUCCACCCCAAGCAAGGUUGGAUACUACGCCGGCACUGGCGAAGGUACCCCAACUCUUCACAGCACUACCAACAAUGAAGGAAGACUCAUGCUCUCUGGGACCCACGGCCGCCCUUCCAAGCCUCGCGGCUCUCGCCGUCACUCGCGGUCGACGACGUCGGAUCUCCGUCAGUCAAGGGAUAGCACACCCAGCCUUGGUUGCUCUUCCGCCUCGGGUUCGGACAGCAUGUCCAUUUACUCCUUGCGCUCGAACGCCUCCAACCCUCCUGAGGUGGUCGCUGGUGUGUCAACUUAUCAGCAAACCUCGAUGUUCAUCAGCCUCAAGCACGAGCCGACCAUCCGGGAGGUUUCUUCGCUUGCGACAGUUCGUCCUACCAGCCCCCGGCUUCACUUCACCGAUGACGAGAACCCAUGGGACGUUGAAGAUAUCAACGAGACUCGCGCGAGAAGUUCACUCAUUGCAGUCCACCGCGAAGCUGAAUACGAGAUUCAAGUCAACAAGUCUCAGUGGGCUGACAGCGAGCUGAGUGAGGCUCCAAGAGGCCAUGACCACGCAAAGCUCACUAAGGCAGAAGUCUUGGCCUUAAUCAUCAAAUCUCAGGCAGACUACAGGAACUUGGAGGAGCUACCUCUUGGUCGUGCGGUUCGUCGUCGCAGGACUUCCUCAAUGGAGGCGCGAGCUACAUCGGGGCCGUACAACAACAACAACCCGAUACCGCCUCCAGUCACUCGCUUCCAGAACAAGAAGGGAUCUAGUGGCAGUGCGAUUUCGGCGACGACAACGACAACGUCAAGCUACGGCGGUUUCCGGGACGAGGACUUUGACGUUGUCCCGGUCUCUCCUCUUAUCACCGAGUUUGCUCGUCAGCCUCUCCCAUUCACCAAGGCGCCAGGAGAGUCCAGCAACACGCUCCGCGUCCCCGAAGACCCGUCCAACACUCUCCAAGUCCCUUCUUCAAGCAGCAGCCGUAUGCGGGUCAACUCGACUCAGCGUCGCGAAAACGUCGGCUGGGGCCGCCGCCGCCACUCUGACGGGCCUGAGCAGCUUCUUAUCCCGUCCGCUGCCGAUCUCGUCGUGCAGCCCAAGUCGGCGUCCGCUGCUACCUUCCCGACGCACCGCAUCGCUCCGUCCUUCAUCGCGUUCUCGCCUCUCCCGGCCGACAUCAGAAGGCGGAACGAAGAGAGUCUCAAGGCAGCCGCCACCAGUGAGCGCGCGCUUCCUACUGUUCGCAUGCCGCCUCCCCGCCCGCCCCGCCAGCGUGAUGUGGCGCUUCACGUCAACUCGUCUGGCUCACCCGUCAACCUUCACUCGCUCGAAAACGGCCCCGCCCAGGCGCUUCACAUCCCCAAGCGCAACCAGCAGUCGAGCGGCAAGGAGAACAGCCCGCGCAAGGUUCUUGCAUCGUCGAACCCCAACGUUCUUUCAACUAGGACUUCGCGUGGUGCCCUCCAGAGCAAGGGUAAGGGCAACGGCUACCCCCACAAGGAAGGUGGUAUUCCAGCCCCGCCCAUCUGGAACCAGCCUCUCCCGGCGCUGCCUUCACCCAGUCGUGAUCGUAGGCACUCACGGGCCAAGGACAGCAUGCACCUUCGCCAGCCCUCGAGGCACCCGGCUGCACCUCUGCGCGUCUAACGUGCCAUCAAAGAUAGACACUUACUGCCCCUGCUUCUCGCGUCGCC